Molecule: messenger RNA, 1218 nt
Organism: Ipomoea nil (Japanese morning glory)
Lineage: Eukaryota; Viridiplantae; Streptophyta; Magnoliopsida; Solanales; Convolvulaceae
Product: protein FAR-RED IMPAIRED RESPONSE 1-like
Exons: 3
Coding region: 1-1218 (405 amino acids)
Biological process (GO): regulation of DNA-templated transcription
Molecular function (GO): zinc ion binding
Source: RefSeq, a predicted model, not a curated record
AUGACGGAUCAAUGUUCAGCUAUGGCUGCUGGCAUUUCCAUGGUGUUUCCUACAUCACGCCACCGUCUUUGCAUAUGGCAUAUUGGUGAGAAUUCGAAGAAGCAUAUUAAGGCAUUGAGGAAUCAUAAGGAUUUUCUGGAUAUGUUUAAUUGUGUGUUGAAAUACACCGAGACUGAAGCUGAAUUUGAGGUUUACUGGACAAGGAUGGUUACAAAAUAUAAUUGUCAUAAGAAUACAUGGCUAGAGAAGCUUUAUGACUGUAGGGAGAAGUGGUGUCCAGCGUUCAACAAGGAUUAUUUCUCCGGGGGUAUUUUAUCUUCGCAAAGGAGUGAAAGCACAAAUCAUGCAAUUUCUAGGAGGCUGUCCAAGACUGCUGGUUUAUGUGAUUUUUAUUCAUCAUUUGUGAGUGUUAUAUCUGAAUGGAGAAGUAAGGAAAAUGGCGAGGAUUUCCGGUGUUCUCAAGGAGUACCCGCCAUGAUGUUGGAUCAUGUGAAACUCCUUUCACAUGCUAGAGAGUGCAAGUAUCACGUGUGGCGACCAGACAUAGAUAUCAUAAGGCAUGAAGUAACCUUUAAGGCAAUCAAUUUGGAUAUAUGUUGUAGUUGCAAGCUGUUUUCAGAAUUGGGAAUACUUUGCUGCCACUGCUUACGUAUACUUCAUGUGCACUGUGUUUCCAGUAUUCCCGAUAAAUACAUUCUAAAAAGAUGGACUAAAAAGGCUGUUGAGCGUACAAACGUGGACAUUGCAUCUGUGUUUUAUAAUGGUGGUGUCCCUUCUUCAAUUUGGGCUGUUGAGAUUAGUAGGAAAUUUCAAAGGCUUAUUGUUUCUAGCCAAGAUAACAGUGUUGCUAGACAAUUAUGUGAUGAAGCCGUUGAGAAUGCAAGGAAAAACAUUGAAGCUGAGAUUGGGGAUGUGAACACUGAGGAGGGUGCUGUGUCUUCGUCAAGUGGUAUUGUCCAAGACCCCUCAAGCCGGAGGGGUAAAGGUGUGAGAAAUAAAAGGAGUAGUAGUGUUAUUGAGAAGAAGUACAAUGCAGCAAGGGGAAGAAAGAGCGCUGCAAACAAGCUUGCUUCAAUUACAAAGGGCUCUGUCCAAUCAUUGGUCUUGGAAAAUAUUUCAGAGAUUGCUCGUGAUGGAUAUCUUGUACAUCCAAGCACCGGGGGUUCACAAUUUGUUCAUUUUAAUAAGAAUGUAGACCACGAUGUAGCUAUAGACUGA